Molecule: messenger RNA, 714 nt
Organism: Venustampulla echinocandica
Lineage: Eukaryota; Fungi; Ascomycota; Leotiomycetes; Helotiales; Pleuroascaceae
Product: putative mRNA export protein mlo3
Exons: 6
Coding region: 1-714 (237 amino acids)
Biological process (GO): mRNA export from nucleus
Cellular component (GO): nucleus
Molecular function (GO): mRNA binding
Source: RefSeq, a predicted model, not a curated record
AUGUCUGGAAAGCUCGAUCAAUCUCUCGAUGAGAUCCUCUCGACCCAGCGUCGAUCAUCUGUUCGCGGAGGCAAGGCUGGACGCCGCAGCACCCGUCGAACAGCUUCGAACCCCGUUGUUGCCACUCCAGUCAACGGCGUCAAGAAGAGCGCAAGAGGCCCCAAGAAUGUUGUGAAGGCCAUCCCAACGGGUCCAUCAGGUGGAAGUGGAGAGAGCAAGAUUCUCGUGAGCAACUUGCCUAAGGAUGUGAACGAGGCCAUGAUUAAGGAAUACUUUACCAAAUCAAUUGGACCAAUCAAGCGGGUCGACAUCUCAUAUGGACCCGGAGGAACUAGCCGUGGUAUUGCUACCAUUACUUUCGUUCGCCCAGGCUCCGCAACCAAAGCUACCGAGACCCUCAAUGGAGUGCUUGUUGAUGGCAAGAGCAUGAAGAUUGAUGUUAUUCUUGACGCAAAGCAUGCAGCAGCACUUCCACCUCCCAAGGGCCUUACCGCCGCCACCAAGCCUACUGCUACAACUAAAGGAAAGGCUGCCCGUGGACGCGGAAAGGCUAAGAGUGCACGCCCUACUAAGAAGACCGCCGAGGAGCUUGACUCUGAGAUGGUUGACUACUUUGGUGGUGGCGCCGCACCAGCUGAGUCCGGCGGCGCAACCACCGCACCAGCACAGCCGGCCACAAGUGGUGAUGCUAACAUGGAUGAUGAUAUUCUGUGA